AUGUCAUCGAUUACUGAUGCCACAGUAUUGAUUGGCACUCAGACGGAACAUGUUCUUCCAAUCCGCUCUCCCCCAGCCAGAAAUAAUGCUCACCAGCAAAGCUCUUAUCCUCGCCCUCGCCGCCCACCUAUCCUUAGCAGCCGUGCUGUGGGACGGGCGGUUCAACGACCUAAGACGGCGCAGGACCUGAACAAGUGGUCGUGGGCCAACCAGGCCGGGCCGUACCAGUACUACAUCCACGGCAGCGGCAGCGUCGACAAGUACAUCAGCCUGUCCCCGGGAUACAAGAACCCAAACGAGACGGCCAGCGCGCGGGGCGCGCGCUUCGCCCUCGACGGCGCCGUGUUCUGGAUCGGGCAGAACAUGCGCCGCACCGAGCUCAUCUCCCAGACCACGGCGGGCAUUCACUUUACCGAGAUGACGUACGGCUGGAUCUCGGGCGAGCAAGGCACAAGCAACAAGAAUCUGCAGUGGAUGGUCGGCCAGAGGUCGCUAUGGAAGACAGAGUGGAAGCCUGACGUGUGGCACAAUGUGGCCUACGAGAUCGACUUUGGCGCAAGGACUGUCGGCUUUUGGCAUUCCGAAGGGGGUACACCGCUCGAGAGAAAGUUUGCUCCAGCGAAUCUACCUCCUCCAACGGAGCCGACUGACACCUGGGCGUCCUCGAGCUUCCACGAUAGCAACACCAACGAAGACUUUUACUUCUCGGGUGUUAUAUCGAGUCCGGCACCAUCACCACCUUUGUGA
This is a messenger RNA of Pyricularia oryzae 70-15, 747 nucleotides long. RefSeq lists its product as uncharacterized. Lineage: Eukaryota; Fungi; Ascomycota; Sordariomycetes; Magnaporthales; Pyriculariaceae. The transcript has 5 exons. The coding region runs from base 1 to 747 and encodes 248 amino acids. The record is from RefSeq and is a predicted model, not a curated record.